AUGAACAGCCCCCCCAACAGCCUAGCGUCACUCCUCUCAGCCGUCCCCAAUGUGUACCAAGGCGCACCGCCGGCGCCGCCUGCCGAGGAGGGGAACCACGACGCGAUAAUCAUGACAUACCUCCGCGACGCCUACGAACCCGUCGAGGAACGCUACUACCCUCCCUACCGGCCGUCUGCGCCGCGCGGUGCUCCGCCCUCGCCACCCGACCCAACCGUGCCCAUCCCCACCACACUUGCCAACAUUGGUGCAGCACUGGCCAAUGCAACGGAUACGCCAUUCACGAUAUCCCUUCCCCCUGCAGUGGGGAUGGAAGAGGCGUUCACAGACACGUUGGACCGCGGCGAAAUGGGUGGGAAGCGGCGCAAGGCACCACACGAGCGCGCCGGUUGGAAGGAGAUGGACGACGAGAAGCGCCGUGAUGGAUCCGCUGAAGCCGCUGCAACGCUCAUUGCAUUUGAGGAGGAGGAACGGCCAUCUAAGCGACAGGCCAAGUCAAAGGAAGCGCGGGCAGAACAGAACCGCAAGGCACAGCAACUGUUCCGCCGUAAGCGCGAGGAGAAGAUCAAGCAACUCGAACUCGACUCUAUGGCUUUAGCAAGUACACGUUCCCGCCUUGCUGUUGCCGAAGCCCGGUUAUCCGACAUGGCCUUAGAACUCGAGGCCAAGAUGAUCGAGGCGCAGGGUAUGCGGAGGGCACUGGCUACAGCAGUAAAUGUUGCUGGACUUAGUGUUGUCAAGCCUGAUGGAGCGCUCGUCCUCUCUCCAGAAGAGUAUGAGGGGCGGGAUCGGGCACGCGUCACUCCAGCCCACCUCGACGCGGCAUGUGAUGGACUCGCAAGAGCUGCUCGGCAGCUCGCAAAGGCUAAUCGACGGCAGAGGGAGGAUGUGCGUGCUGCCCACGAGGCCAGCCAGCAUGCUCAGGCUUAA
Molecule: messenger RNA, 930 nt
Organism: Cutaneotrichosporon cavernicola
Lineage: Eukaryota; Fungi; Basidiomycota; Tremellomycetes; Trichosporonales; Trichosporonaceae
Exons: 4
Coding region: 1-930 (309 amino acids)
Biological process (GO): regulation of DNA-templated transcription
Molecular function (GO): DNA-binding transcription factor activity
Source: RefSeq, a predicted model, not a curated record